Vespula vulgaris is the source of this 1206-nucleotide messenger RNA. RefSeq names its product DNA primase small subunit-like. The coding region runs from base 1 to 1182 and encodes 393 amino acids. The transcript is spliced from 6 exons. The record is from RefSeq and is a predicted model, not a curated record. Lineage: Eukaryota; Metazoa; Arthropoda; Insecta; Hymenoptera; Vespidae. Gene Ontology annotation, biological process: DNA replication, synthesis of primer. Gene Ontology annotation, cellular component: alpha DNA polymerase:primase complex.
AUGAGUACGUGCGACGAGAACAUUUACAAAUAUCUCGAUAUUUAUUAUCAAAAAUUCUUUCCGUACGAGGAACUCUGCGCUUGGUUAGGUUAUGGAGACGUGGCCACCCUCUCGUUUAGAGAAUUUUCGUUCAGGCUGUUGAGUCAAUUGUUCAUUAGAAAUAAAUCUUUUCCAAUUCCUAGUCAGAUGAAGGCAAUCGUUUUGAAGGAACUUCCAAUAGCAAUAAAUAUUGGAGCGAUAUACAACACGCCUCCGCGCUGUAGGAGCGUAUCCAAGUCCUUUGUCGAAAAGGAACUGGUCUUCGACAUAGAUAUAUCCGACUACGACGACGUGAGAACGUGCUGCGAGGGGUCUGAUAUCUGUACAAGAUGUUGGAAGUACAUUCUUAUUGCUUGCAAAAUAUUAGAUAUUUGCUUAAGACAUGAUUUCGGAUACGACCUUAUACUCUGGAUCUUUUCUGGAAGAAGAGGAAUACAUUGUUGGGUUUGCGAUAAAGCUGCUAGAACAUUGAAUCAAAGUACGCGUUCUGGGAUAUUGAACUACAUGCGGCACGAAGCGUUGAAGUGUUUCGCCAAGGAGGACCAUUUUCAAAUGAGAAAGUUGAACUAUUACGACAGGCGCGUUCUUGCAAUCAUAGAGCCCGAGUUUAUACCUUUAUGCGUCGUAGAUCAAAAUCUACUUGGUACGGAGGAGGGAGUCGAUUAUUUUCUGGCUCUACUUCCUGAUAACGAGGCACGGACGGACGUUAAACGGUUGUUCGAUGAUCGCACAAGCAGUGUCGAUAGGUGGAACUCAUUUACCGAGUAUCACAAAGAUAUGAUCAAUUCUGGCGUACGUUAUUGGAAGGGAUUGGAGGAAUAUCCGGAUCACGUAAAGUUGCACUAUUGCGGUCCUAGAUUUGAUAGUAACGUAACAGAGGGUACAACGCAUUUGUUGAGAUGUCCAUUUUCUGUGCACAAUGAAACUGGCAAAAUCGUUGUACCGUUCGACUUGGCCGACGUAGACAAGUUUGAUCCGUCGACUGUUCCUACGAUAAAACGAUUGAUUACCGAAAUUAAUAUUCUAAACAGAAAUCGUUCGAUCGAAGGUGACGUAGGUUAUGCGAGUGAUUGCUACGAGACUAGUUUAAAGAAACCCAUCGAUAUUUUUCAAAGAUUUGUAAAACGAGUAACGACAAACUGAAAUUAAAAUUAAUAUCAAAUGAAA